Ceratotherium simum simum (southern white rhinoceros) is the source of this 1705-nucleotide messenger RNA. Lineage: Eukaryota; Metazoa; Chordata; Mammalia; Perissodactyla; Rhinocerotidae. The record is from RefSeq and is a predicted model, not a curated record.
GUAUUAAGAUCAGGCCUUUGUGACACUGACCACAAACGAUGCCUACGCCAAAGGAGCUCUGGUCCUGGGCUCGUCCCUGAAACAGCACAGGACCACCAGGAGGCUGGCCGUGCUCACCACCCCACAGGUCUCGGACUCCAUGAGAAAAGCUUUAGAGACAGUCUUUGAUGAAGUCAUCAUGGUCGAUGUCUUGGACAGUGGCGAUUCUGCUCAUCUAACCUUAAUGAAAAGGCCUGAGUUGGGUGUCACGUUAACCAAACUCCACUGCUGGUCACUUACGCAGUAUUCAAAAUGUGUGUUCAUGGAUGCAGAUACUCUGGUCCUAGCAAAUAUUGAUGAUCUUUUUGAGAGAGAAGAAUUGUCUGCGGCCCCAGACCCAGGCUGGCCUGACUGCUUCAAUUCCGGAGUCUUUGUGUAUCAGCCUUCAGUUGAAACAUACAACCAGCUGUUGCACCUCGCUUCUGAGCAAGGCAGCUUUGACGGUGGGGACCAGGGUUUACUGAACACAUUUUUUAGCAGCUGGGCCACGACAGAUAUCAGAAAACACCUGCCAUUUAUUUAUAACCUAAGCAGCAUUUCUAUAUACUCCUACCUCCCAGCGUUUAAAGCAUUUGGUGCAAAUGCGAAAGUUGUGCAUUUCCUGGGACGACUCAAACCAUGGAAUUAUACCUAUGAUCCAAAAACAAAAAGUGUCAAAGGCGAGUCCCAUGAUCCCACCCUGACUCAUCCCGAGUUUCUCAGCCUGUGGUGGGACAUCUUCACCACCAGCAUCUUCCCUCUGCUGCAGCAGUUUGGCCUUGUCAAAGACACGCGCUCGUACAGGAAUGUGGAAAAUGUCUCAGGAGCCAUAUCCCAUCUGUCCCUUGGGGAGAGUCCGGCCGCAGAGCAGCCUUUUGUAUCCUCAGAAGAACGGAAGGAGCGGUGGGAGCAGGGCCAGGCUGAUUACAUGGGAGCGGAUUCCUUUGACAACAUCAAGAGGAAACUUGACACUUACCUCCAGUAGAAACGCUGCCGCUUUCCGUGGACACGUCUACUUCACAGGCACUUGUUUCUGAUACUUAGUAUCUAGAGCUGGGUUAAGAAAGGUCUGUUACAGUUGCUAGAGGCUUUCACUGAAAUUCAUCAGAUGAGGGUUUUUUGCAGGACAACAGGUGAGAACUGGGCAAAAGAUGUGAAGUCGCAAUUCUGUUGUAUGGACAGUGUUCUGCUUUUUAACCCUAGGCUUAUUCAGCUCAUGUUUCAGAAAUUCUCAAUUAUGCUGAUUGCCAACAUACGUGGUAAGAGAAACUCGAUCAUAAGCUAUUAAGACGGUUAUAUCAACUCUUAGAAUGUGCCGAUCCAGGCUCCACGUCAGUCUCCCUUCAGAAUGAGACAAGGUAUCUGUCUCCUGCUUGCUCCUUGUACCCUUCACUAGACCUGCAUUUUAGAAGUGCCCACAGGCUGCCAGAGUGAAUGUAAUUCUGCUUUCAGGUAAAGACAGCCUAUAAUAACACUGCUGAAUGAUUCACAGACAUAUCAACAAACGGUGUUAACCCAUUUUAUUUGCUAGUCUUAGCAUCUGAAAAUGUUCACCAGUUUUCUGUGUACAGUAAGGCAGCAUGCUAAAAUGCUUCUUUUCAGUUCUGUAUAUCUGAAAACGGCAGUGUGUUCUCUGAUGGUUACCUGCAGUGGCACCUUGUAUGAAAAAUAAAGACUUAUUGCCAUA